AUGGCCAAACCCCAGAAAGUCGUCGUGGUCGGCGCCGGUCCUGUUGGCUCGCUAGCGGCGUUGUACGCUGCGCAGCGCGGAUACGAUGUCGAGAUUUAUGAGCUGAGAGCCGACUUGCGAGAUCCUUCAACAACCUUCUUAAACUUCACCCGGUCCAUCAACUUGGCGCUGUCGGAGCGCGGCAUCAAUGCCAUGCGCAAUGCUGGCCAACCAAAGCUUCUGGAACAUGUCUUUGGCGCCACUAUCCCCAUGCGGGGACGCAUGAUCCAUGGCAGAACCCCGAAGGGUGAUCUGUACGAGACCGCCCAGGAUUACGACGUUCAUGGCAGGGCCAUCUACGCCGUGGACCGAGCCGGCCUGAACAAGCGUAUGCUUGACAUUCUCGAAGAGAUGUCCAACGUCAAGUUCUUCUUCAACCACAAGCUCACCGGCGCAGACUUUAGGAAAUGCAAGGCUUGGUUCGAGGUCAUGACCUAUGAGUCCGCGACAGGCCGUGCCAAGGAGAUUGAGAUUGACUUUGACUUCAUGAUCGGUGCCGAUGGCGCCCAUUCAGCCGUCAGGUACCAUCUAAUGAAGUUCACCCAGAUGAACUACAAGCAGGAGUACAUCGACACCCUGUGGUGUGAGUUCCAGAUCAAGCCCGCGAAGCCCCCUUCGGCGGACAGCGAGGGUUCCCGUUUCAAAAUCUCACCAAACCACCUCCACAUCUGGCCCGGCAAAGACUUCAUGUUCAUUGCCAUCCCCAGCGACGACGGAUCUUUCACAUGCACACUAUUCCUGCCCAGCGAGCAGACCGUGGCGUUGGAAAACGACCCCUCCAGCGUGCCCGCCUUUUUUAACAAGCACUUCCCCGGCGUCACAGAUCUCAUCCCCCCAGAAGACCUGAUCGCGUCCUUCAAGCAGAACCCACACCUACCCUUGAUCAGCAUCAAGUGCAGCCCAUAUCACUACGACGCAUCCGCAGUUAUCGUUGGCGACGCCGCACACGCCAUGGUUCCCUUCUACGGUCAAGGCAUGAAUGCGGGCCUGGAAGAUGUCCGAAUUCUCUUCUCCAUCUUGGAUAAGCAUUGCCGCAUGAGCGAAGUCAACGAUCCCACAGGACAAGCAGACACCGCCGCCGCAGCAGCUCACCAAAGAGGCGUCGCGCUGGCCGAGUACACGGCGAACAGAGUUCCCGAUGCGCACUCCAUCAACGAUCUUGCGCUACAGAACUACGUCGAGAUGCGCGCCUCGGUGCUGUCCCCCCGCUACCGCCUCCGGAAGUGGCUCGAGGAGACCAUGUCUGUGUACAUGCCCGGUCUGGGCUGGCAGACUAAGUACUCGCGCGUCAGCUUCGGGAACGAGCGGUACUCGGAGGUCGUCGCCAAGAGUGAUCACCAGGGCCAGGUGCUGUUGAAGACGUUCGAAGCGCUCGUGUGCAGUCCGCUGGUAGUCGGGGCCGUGUAUUUGUGGUGGAAGCGACCGCAGGCGGUUGUCAGCGCCGUCCGAAGUCUUUUGCGGACUUUACUGUGA
Messenger RNA from Colletotrichum graminicola M1.001, 1512 nucleotides. Its product is annotated as kynurenine 3-monooxygenase. Gene Ontology annotation, molecular function: NAD(P)H oxidase H2O2-forming activity; FAD binding; kynurenine 3-monooxygenase activity. Lineage: Eukaryota; Fungi; Ascomycota; Sordariomycetes; Glomerellales; Glomerellaceae. Bases 1 to 1512 code for a protein of 503 amino acids. The transcript is spliced from 4 exons. Gene Ontology annotation, cellular component: mitochondrial outer membrane. Gene Ontology annotation, biological process: quinolinate biosynthetic process; NAD+ metabolic process; L-tryptophan catabolic process. The record is from RefSeq and is a predicted model, not a curated record.